Molecule: messenger RNA, 1669 nt
Organism: Notolabrus celidotus (New Zealand spotty)
Lineage: Eukaryota; Metazoa; Chordata; Actinopteri; Labriformes; Labridae
Gene: fibpa
Product: fibroblast growth factor (acidic) intracellular binding protein a
Exons: 11
Coding region: 345-1418 (357 amino acids)
Biological process (GO): platelet aggregation
Cellular component (GO): nucleus
Molecular function (GO): fibroblast growth factor binding
Source: RefSeq, a predicted model, not a curated record
AAAACCGGAAGCUCGUGUAGUCGGACUGCUGUUGUUGACACUGCGCACCAUAGCAAUACUGUGAAGCUAUGAUUUAUUAGAUUUCUGUGUCUAAAUAACCUGAGCUUAAUACCCGAUGUUAAAGUUAUGUCACACUUGUCUUAACUGAACCUUUCGUUGAUUGUUUUACAUUUCUCUGUCCGCUGAGGCAGCUAACUUUGACAGGUAGCUAGCAUAAGAAGCUAACGUUGAAUAGGACGCUAUGGGAGGAAAACUAAAGCUCAGUCAUUAGAAGUAAACAGUAAGCGUCCCUUUCAUUUCGAAGCGUGGUGUUUGCAGCUGGUUUUGACCUCACUCAAAAUAAGAUGGCAGUGGAGCUCGAUGUGUUCGUGGGUAACACCACUAUCAUGGAUGAGGAGGUGUACCAGCUCUGGUUGGAUGGAUACACAGUGAGUGAUGCAGUGAAGGUACGAAUGGAAGGAGGUGUGAUGGAGGAGUGUGAGGCCAGUGCAGAUGUUCUGCUGAGCGACACUAUGGACCAGUACAGGACCUUCCAGAUGUGUGAGCGUCUGCUGCACAGUCCAACAAAACUAGCAAAUCAGCUGCUGUUCCAGAUCACUCCUCAUCGACAAGCCGUCCUCAUAGAGAGAUAUUACGCCUUUGAUGAUGCAUUUGUCCGCGAGGUCCUGGGAAAGAAACUCUCCAAAGGAACCAAGAAAGACUUGGAUGAUAUCAGCGCCAAGACGAGUGUGACACUGAAGAGCUGCAGACGGCAGUUCGACAACUUCAAACGUGUUUUCAAAGUGGUGGAAGAGCUGAAGGGUCCCCUGGUGGAGAACAUACGACAACAUUUUCUUCUAUCAGACAAACUUGCAAGGGAUUAUGCUGCCAUCGUUUUCUUUGCCAACAACCGCUUUGAGACGGGGAAAAGAAAGCUGCAAUAUCUCACUUUCCAGGACUUUGCUUUCUGUGCUGGGCAGCUUAUCAACAACUGGACUGUGGGGGCGGUUGAUAACAUGGUGGAGGACAUGGACGUGGACCUCGAUAAAGAGUUUUUACAGGAGCUGAAAGAACUGAAGAUUUUAAUUGCUGACAAAGAUCUGCUGGAUCAACACAAAAGUUUGGUCUGCACGGCUCUCAGAGGAAAGACUAAAGUUUUUAAUGAGAUGGAGGCUAAUUUCAAGAAUCUUUCCAGAAGUCUUGUCAACAUCGCUUCUAAGCUCACCAACACAAAAGAUGUCCGCGAUUUCUUCAUUGAUCUUGUGGAAAAGUUUAUUGAGCCGUGCCGUUCUGACCGAUGGACAGCUGCAGACAUGAGACUCUACCUCACUCACUACACCAACUCCGCUCACAUACUCGACACAUUCAAACAUCAGGCUGUGUGGGACAGAUACAUGGGUGUCAUCAAAAGCUGCAUCUUCAAAAUGUAUCACGACUGAAUGGUUUUCCUUCAUGGCCCACUCCUCUCUUCUUUCCACUCUUCCCAUUUUUUCCAGUCUGUUCCCCCCACUGAAGUCUUUAUCUGAGUCCUUCAGUUUGUGGUUUCCCUGAUUUGUUUCUUUAGUGGUGAUUAAUUCUGCUUUUCAAGCUCUUUUAUCGUUUUCAGCCUCCCCGUCUGCACCUCAAGUGUCCCCACAUUGUCUGUCUGUAUAUUUGGCUUGUAAAUAAAAUGAACAUAUUUACAUCAAAA